AUGUCACAGGUUGGGCCAGCUUCAGUCAGCACAGCUGUCUUCAAGGGAGGGCAUAGUUGCGUGCAUGGAGGAGCCUCCUGCAGCACUCGUGGUUUCUGGAGCGGUGCUUCUCAUGCUGGUUCCAAUACGAGCGGGAAUGUUUGGAGCAUCAAGUCGCUGACCGAUUGCUUCAAGAACACAAGGGGGGCCGUGUACCAGGACAUGAACACAACAGAAGGCGUCGUGUACGAGCUGCAGUUCUCUGCAAUUGACGCAUUUCUCGAUCAGAAAGCAGCCAACCAAUCCAGCACCCUGCAUGUCGAGGUGCAGUCUCCACCGGGGAACACAGUGCUUCACGAAGCCAUCGUUCUCAGUGGAUCUGCGUACCAGCCCGUUGAAGGAGCGGAGCAUGACCUCUGUGCCAAAGAGCUUGGCGAGCCGAGGCUCCUGGACCCUCGCUGGUAUCUUGAAGAGUUGUUGAGCAACAAGGCUCAGCAUGUCCUAUGCUGGACAAUGUGGGUGUCAGAGCUGCAUCCUCGCACCUCGAACCACUCAGGCGCCGGCAACAACAAGGACUUCCGAGCCCUCCACCACUGCAAGUACAACUGCAGAAGCCACCACCACUCCCACAACCACUUCCAGCAGUACUACGCCAAAGGCGACGACGCUAGCAUCCACCCGUUCUACAACUGCCGCCACACGGCAGUCCACGACAAAGAGGUCCACAACUACGAGUGCCACCACAAGAAUGAGGCCUUGGCUGCAGGGGCAUCUGCUGCAGCAGCUGCCCAAGCCAAAGGCCUGAAGCCUCAUCAGCAAGCCAUGGCUGCAGCGGAUGCAGCAGCGCGUGCUGCGCAUGCUGCAAACAAAACUUCAGAACAGGUGGCGCUGGCCUCUGCAAAGGCCGCGGCCCUCGCAGUACAAACUGCCGGUGGCUCCCUGCAGCAGGGCUGUGUCGAAGCUGGGCGUGCAGCCUUGUAUGCUCUGAAAUCGGAGCAAACCACUUCGACUGCCGUAGCCUCAAGCAAUGUUGCCUUUACGGCUUUGCGGUCCAUCGGGCUUCCGGAAGAUCACAUAACCGAGUGCCUAGCGCAGGCAGUCAAAACGACUUGCAGAGCAACCGGCACACAAUCUGAUGCCUUGGCGGAAUGUGCAGGGUCAACCGCCAUGGCAGCGGCACAGCAUGCUGGAAUGACGGAAGACGAACAAGCUGAGGUGGCAGGAAAAGCUGUAGAGUUGGUUAUCGCCCUUGCGACAGAAACUACACAGCCAGCAGAGGCUGCUCCGUCGACCACAGAGAACCCCGAGCUGCAAGUGCUGAUUCGGGAGGUCGAGGAGGCAAAGAAAGCUGCCCAGGAUGCCGCGAUCGCCGCUGGCAUGGCACAUGUGGAAGCGGAGAAGGCCAAGGCGACUGCAACGCUCCCACCAACCACAUCCUCCACAACCACAGUUCCCAGAAAUGCUUCGUUUGAGACGGAGGUCAUUGUGACUGAUGCCCCUCAGCCCGCAGCCGCCUGCAUAUGCAACAACUGCCCCUCCCCUCACGACUUCAACGGUGCAGACAAGAAGAGCAUGUCCAGACAGCACACGUGUGCCACGCCGAUCCUGCACUCUUGCCUCGUUGGGUCUGUCAAGGAAAAGGUGCCUGAUGAUUGUUGCUCUGGCAGUGGUGCGGAGAACGUUGUUGGAGCAACGUUUGAGGAACUCUAUUACUCAAACAACUAUGGGUCUUGCCCUACACUUACCUUCGCUGGUCCACUAGCUGGUGCUAGGGUGAAGCUCCAGUGCAACUUUGACAACACCAUCACGUACGGGGAAAACAGAUGUGGUGCAGAUUGCAGCUGCUCUUUCGAAGAUGUUUACGGCCCCGGGUGCUACAGGGCAAGUGAUGCGUUGCCGGGAACUGCCUGGUUCUUCAUGACAGCUGGUUGCGACUGCACUGAUGCAAAGGCAGUUCAGCCGCAUCAGUUUAACUUGCCACCGCUGGACCAGAACGUGAAAGCUGGGGACAUUCUGAAUGUUGGGCCAGAGGAAGCAGCAAAGGCGCUGAACCGGCAGCGACAGCAGCUGCGAACCUUCUAUGAUGAGAUGGUGAGAGACGAGCAAGUGAUGGCCGGUGUGGUUGGCAAGCUCUCGAGUGGCAAGCCGAUAGCAGAUGCUAUCUUUGGCAUGGACACGGGAGAGAUUCCAGAGAAGGCCACGAAGCGGAUGCUCGAGGUGGCGACUCAGGAUCCUGCUUCGGCAAAAUACGCCAUCAAUGCCACUGUCUCCAUCAUGGGCCAUGCGCUCUCAACGUUGAAAUCAGGUAAGCCACUGGCAGAUGCUAUUUUUGGCGGAGACACGAGCCACCUUAUCCAGCCACACCUGAUCCAGCGCCCCAACGCAGCAAAUGGCCCAGGUGCACCGGAUUUCUCCUUGCCCCCGUCCUCCUUUGGAGGCAACUUUCCGAACUUUCACAGCCAAGCCUCAAAUGAACCAGUGGUGGAGACGGUGCGUUUUGUCGGCGAGUUCAAAGCCAUUAUUGGAGACAACGUCGAGCAAUUCCUAAAGGAAUGCUCCGCAAAGCUGAAGCCCGUAGCAUGCAAAGAUGCUCGCCCUGGCUCGGUGGUCGUGACUCUUGCAGCUGCCAGCUGGUCUGAUCUUCACGCUGCGAAUGAUCUCAUAGAAAAGGGCAGCUUUGAACUUCCGAGCUUUGGGAAGUUCGAAAAGGAAAAGGACAGCUCGAACGCUGGACCAAAGUCUGCCAAGCAAGCCUUCGAUGCAGCCGCGGAGCAGACCCCGGAAGAGGCAAAGGCUGACCUGCUCAAUCCCGACAUCACCGCCAAUGAUGUGAAGACAGUGCAGAGCAUCUUUGACAAAAUUCACGAGGAGGAGGAGAAGGAGGCAGAAGAAGGAAAGCCUUCCCGUUCGAGCGCCACAGCUCACGUGCCGACAGCGGAAGAGAGAUCUGCAUCCGAUGCUAUUGUCGGGACAAUGCUGCUGCUCUUUGGGUUUGGCUGCAUUGGAUUCUGUGUGUAUUAUUGGGCAGCCGCUUCCAAGCGGGUCAAGCAGAGGCUUCAAACUGCUGCAUCCAAGCGGCUGAUGAAACGUGGCAAGGAAGGCGAUUCCCAGUUGUAUGUCACCAGCACUCAGGGACUUCAGCCAGGUGAGCAAGUCAGCCUUGGAAAGGAAACAGUCAGCGUAGAGAGCCUCGGCUUUGCAAUUACCAUCAGCGAAGGACUUCCUGAUGCUUGCAAAUCUGGAGACGCUCUCAUCAGGGUUCGAGAGCUUCGAGAAGCGGCUUCUGAAAGCGCUGCAGAGGCUGCGGAUCAGAAGGCUGUUCUCUUGAAAGAUGUUGCCAAGGGCGACAAGGAAGUUCUGGUGACUGGUGCCCUUGUUGUCAAGAAGGGCGAAAGAGUGAAAAUUGGUACCCUAGAGCAGGAGCUCGUGAUCAAGUCAGUGGGUAAGAUCGUGAUGGUGACUCCGGCCUUGAAAACCACGCAUGCUAUAGGUUCAAAGCUGCGAAAGGCAGGUGAGGCCGAGCAGACAACUGGAAGCACCGCGGAGGACGCUGAUAGGGAAGAGACAGCAGCAGAAGAGACAGCGGGGGAAGAGACAGGAGCAGAAGAGCUAGCAGAAGGUACUGCUGACGAGAAGCCAAAGGAAGCAGGAGAUGCGCCGAAAGAUUGA
Molecule: messenger RNA, 3648 nt
Organism: Symbiodinium pilosum
Lineage: Eukaryota; Dinophyceae; Suessiales; Symbiodiniaceae
Source: the annotation of a GenBank genome assembly